AAAUUGAACAUUAAACAAAGUUUGAUACGAUAAAAAAUUGGAAUUGCUGUUGCACUAGUUGAGAAAAAUAAUAAUGUCUAAUGGUAAGCAACAUUUCAAGGUUUGCUUUUGCUGGUCAAGAGUAUUCAAAGUGAGGGGAGGUGAAAUUCCAGAAGAUAUUAAAAAAGUAUUUGAAUCAUACUCAAUGAAUGAAAUUAUGAGUAGGGAUAAUUUGAUUAGUUUUCUGGAGAAAGAACAGAAUGAGGUGAUCAAUGUUACAAAAAAAGCCCAAAAUAUAUUCAAUAGCAAACAUCUCAAUGUUGUUCAUAGAAAGGGAUUGACUCUUGAAGCUUUCUUUAAAUUUCUUCUUGGUGAUAAAAAUUUUGUUCAUCAGUCUAAGGUCCAUCAAAAUAUGGAUGCUCCCUUAUCCCAUUAUUAUAUAUACACAGGCCAUAACUCGUAUUUAACUGGAAAUCAGCUCAGUAGUGAUUGCAGUAUUGAACCAAUUAAGAAGGCCUUAAAGAAAGGAGUUAGAGUGAUUGAAUUGGACCUUUGGCCUAAUAUCACAAAAGAUGAUAUCGAUGUUUGUCAUGGAGGGACACUAACAACACCUGUUAAACUAGGCAAAUGUUUGAAAGCCAUAAAGGAAGAUGCCUUCUCAUUUUCUGAAUAUCCUGUUAUACUCACUUUUGAAGACCACCUACAUCCUUACCCAUACCUUCAAGAAAAAGUAGCUCAGAUGGUGAAGAGCACAUUUGGGUCGAUGUUGUUCAUCCCAAAAUCAGAUAUGGACGUGUUCCCUUCACCAAACAAGUUAAUGAAAAGAAUCUUAAUUUCGACGAAACCACCACCAAAAAAUAACCCUGAAGAAUCAGACAAUUCUAAGAUUUCACCAACUCAGAGAGGACGUUCAGAGAAUGGACUUAACAAUCAUAUUCAGUACCAGCAGCAAAUACAAUUAGAGGAGGGAGAUGAAGACGAAGUUCCCAAAUAUAGAGAUUUGAUUGCAAUCCAUGCCACGAAGCACAAAGGUGGUAUGGAAAAUUUUGGAAGCCAUGGAAGUUCUAAUAAAGUUGGACGUUGUAGCAUGAAUGAACUAGCCCUUGAAGACGCUGUAGCUGAACAUAGCCAUCAACUUAUCCGAUUUACACAACGAAAUAUUCUAAGGGUGUACCCAAAGGGUGCACGCGUUGAUUCAUCAAACUAUGAUCCUCUAAUUGCAUGGCUGCGUGGAGCACAGAUGGUUGCAUUUAACAUGCAGGGAUACGGUAGGUUUCUAUGGAUGAUGCAAGGAUUUUUUCGAGCCAACGGAGGCUGUGGCUAUGUGAAAAAACCAGAUUUCUUACUAAGUAAUGAUGGAGUAUGUGACGAAGUUUUCAAUUCAAUGGCCUUGCCAAUAAAAAAAACUCUCAAGGUAAAAAUAUACAUGGGAGAAGGUUGGCGUGCAGAUUUCCACUUUAGACACUUUGAUUAUUGCUCCCCUCCAGACUUCUAUGUCAGGGUUGGAAUGGUAGGAGUACCUGCGGAUACUAAUAAAAUGCGCAAAACAAAGACAGUGAACGAUCAAUGGAUACCAAUAUGGAAUGAGAACGAAGAAUUUGAAUUUCCAAUUCGUGUACCAGAACUAGCAUUGCUUCGGAUUGAUGUUAAAGAUUAUGAUCCAUCUGGUGAAGAUGAAUUUGCAGGACAAACAUGUUUGCCUGUUUCUGAGCUGAGGACUGGGAUUCGAUGUGUUCCAUUGUAUAAUCGCAGAGGAGAUGUCUACAGAUCAGUAAAACUUCUCAUGCGUUUCGACUUCAGUACUCCGUUAAUUAAUUAA
This is a messenger RNA of Solanum verrucosum, 1798 nucleotides long. Its product is annotated as phosphoinositide phospholipase C 2-like. NCBI's taxonomy places the organism in Eukaryota, Viridiplantae, Streptophyta, Magnoliopsida, Solanales, Solanaceae. The coding region runs from base 74 to 1798 and encodes 574 amino acids. The transcript is spliced from 9 exons. Gene Ontology annotation, biological process: lipid metabolic process; phosphatidylinositol-mediated signaling. The record is from RefSeq and is a predicted model, not a curated record. Gene Ontology annotation, molecular function: phosphatidylinositol-4,5-bisphosphate phospholipase C activity.